AUGCCUUGGAAAACGUUCGGCGCGAAAAUCUUUGUCGGGAAAAAGAUAGCUGUAGAUAUCUGGAAUAUCAAGUUCCAAGAACUUGUGGAUUUCAAGGAAAAGCAUGGUCAUUCUAGACUUCCACAGAGCUAUCCAGAGCUCGGGAAAUGGGUUUCGGAACAGCGAGAUAUCUUCUAUCAAGGGCGGCUAUGUGACGAGAGAUUUGAGAGAUUAAAAGAACUGGGCUUCACCUGGGAUGCCAGCAAGGAGUCGUCUGCUGCUGCCAACUUGAAGACUGAAGAACAGGAAGAAGGGGCAAUCAGCUCAGCUCCAAUGCGGCGUAGUCACACAACGGCAAGGAAGAAAAGGUCGUCAUCGGCGUUGCGUCGUGAUAAGGACAGAACGUCUGACAGUUCUUCUUCUUCUGAGGAGGCACCAAUACAGGAGGGCAAAUCAAGUGGGGUGCCCGAAAAGAUGCAAGAGUGUGAUGAUGAUGAGGAGGAUAGAGACUUUUGCCAGGAACGUGUCAUCGAAGAUGCAGUAAAUGCAGUACUGGAGGAGAAGGAAACAGAAGAUGAGGAAGGGGAAGGAAGGGGGGUAGAUACUGCAAUGUCUGGAAAGAAUGGAAAUGCCAACCAAGGCAAUGAUAUGAGUGAUUCUGAUGAAGAACUCUCUAAUGAUGAAACAACCAAGCCUCCGCCCUCCAAGAAACUCAAGCAUGCUGGCACAGGGCUUCAACGACUUGAACUUCUAUCUCGUAAUGGGGCGACGGUAACCCGUCAAAGCAACGAAAUGACACUCAACGAUCUUCGUAAACAAGUCAGUGACCUCCAAGAUAUCGUCCAACAACAGCGGAGGACUCUCAAGCUAAAGCACAAAGUAGUCCUUGCGCAGAAUGGGGUGUAUAAGGACCAAGAGGACACUAUAGAACGGCUCAGAGACACAGUCAAGGAGCAGUAUGAUGACAUAAACGCAAAGGACAAAGAGCUGAAGAGUCUCAAGAUGAAGCUUCAGGAGAAACGAGAACAGGACGACGCGACAUCGUCGAAUACCGGUACGCAGGACACCAACAAUGAUCGGAUCCAUAAUGUACCUAGUCGAGGCAGGAUGCUUCGGAACAUCCAAGACCAAAGAAUUGAACUCCUGGAGGCAGAAAAGGAGUUGCUUCAGUACGAUGCAAAUAAUAUGCAGAACAAAAACACCCAUGGUGAUGUACCAAGUCGAGAGCAGCUGCUGCGGAAAAUCCAAGACCAAAGAAUUGGUCUGCUCGAGGAAGAGAACAAACUGCUUCGCUUUGACGCGAAUAUGCAGAACACCCACACGGAUCAGCUCAGUGGAUGGGCCGAAGAUGACGCCAAUGAAAUCUGUGCACUCCAGCGUCAAAACGAGGCUCUUCAGCGUCGGAUCGAGGCUCUCGAGCGUCGGGAAUGA
This is a messenger RNA of Seminavis robusta, 1410 nucleotides long. The record is from the annotation of a GenBank genome assembly. NCBI's taxonomy places the organism in Eukaryota, Bacillariophyta, Bacillariophyceae, Naviculales, Naviculaceae.